Molecule: messenger RNA, 600 nt
Organism: Colletotrichum higginsianum IMI 349063
Lineage: Eukaryota; Fungi; Ascomycota; Sordariomycetes; Glomerellales; Glomerellaceae
Exons: 2
Coding region: 1-600 (199 amino acids)
Source: RefSeq, a predicted model, not a curated record
AUGCAACUUUGGUCUCACGAGGCGACCCAGGACGCCCUGCGGCAGGACGCCCAGAACCAAAACGACGAGGCCCAGUCUCUCCGCGAGAUACUCAGGAGCAAGCAGAGGACAGGUGGCGAGCCCGGCGAGGCGUCGCCGCCAGCAAUCCCCGUCGUUCUGUGCGGAAAGACGGAGCAGAUCGGCCGCGGCAUCAUCGCGGGCCUGAAGCCGGAAUACGAAGUCAUCCACUUCGUCACGACGCCAGCCUCGGGCGCCGUCAUCAUCCCCGCGCUCCUCGCCUCGGACGCCCCGCCGCCGCACGCGGAGACCAGCACGAUCGGCAGCGGCAACUACGCCGCUGCGCCGUGCGCCGUGAUACUCGGAGGCGCGUUCGACGACGCCGCGGUCGCGGUCCUACGGGAGGCCGUUGCCGAUGCGCAAGAGGGGGGUUCUGCCGGUAUGAAGAGGGUCCCCUGGCUGAGGCAGGACCCGGAUAAGCCGGCGCCGCCGCUGGGGCCCGAGUACGGGAAGGCCAUGGUCGCGAGGGUGAAGGAGGCGCUGGCAAGGCUGGAGGCGGAGGGGAAGCUGGCCGGGACUCACGACAGCGAGGAGCGGUAUUGA